Molecule: messenger RNA, 453 nt
Organism: Scedosporium apiospermum
Lineage: Eukaryota; Fungi; Ascomycota; Sordariomycetes; Microascales; Microascaceae
Exons: 3
Coding region: 1-453 (150 amino acids)
Source: RefSeq, a predicted model, not a curated record
AUGGAUUCUCAAGAUAACGGCACCGUCAAGUCCAAGAAGGGCGGCAAGGGUAACUCUGCUGCGGCUGGCGGAGACGCGCCCGUCAUUUCUCAGGCUGACGCCCGCCUUCUCGUCGAACUCCUCGUUUCUUGUGGCAAGUCUGGCAACGGCGUCAAACCUGAUUGGAACCAUCUCUCCGAGAAGCUGGACAUUGCCAGCGGUGGCGCCGCGGCCAAGCGAGUUGAGCGCCUCCUUAAGCGCUUCGACUAUAAAAUGAGCGACAUCACCGGCGGCAAGAUGCGAGGGGGCCCCAGCCCCAAGAAGACGGACUCAGCCACUUCGACCCCUUCGGGCCGCAAGCGCAAGGUUAAGCAGGAAGACGACAUUAGUCCCUCUGCUAAGCGCGCCACGUCGGUCCGAGCUAUCAAGAAAGAAGUUUUCGAGGAGGAUGAUGACGACGCCUAUUCCGCUUAG